This is a messenger RNA of Haliotis rufescens (red abalone), 1311 nucleotides long. RefSeq names its product NADH-ubiquinone oxidoreductase chain 5-like. NCBI's taxonomy places the organism in Eukaryota, Metazoa, Mollusca, Gastropoda, Lepetellida, Haliotidae. The transcript has 2 exons. The record is from RefSeq and is a predicted model, not a curated record. Bases 1 to 1311 code for a protein of 436 amino acids.
AUGCACACGAUGUUCUUUAUGAAGGUGUACAUGGUGUUCUUUAUCAAGGUGUACAUGGUGUUAUUUAUGGAGGUGUUCAUGUUGUUCUUUAUGAAGGUGGCUACAGUGUUCUUUAUGACGGUAUACACGGCGUUCUUUAUAAAAGUGUUCAUGGUGUUCUAUAUGAAGGUGUUCAUGGUGUUCAUGGCGUUCUUUAUGAAGGUGUACACGGUGUUCUUUAUGAAGGUGUUCAUGGUGAUCUUUAUGAAGGUAUACACAGGGUUCUUUAUGAAGGUGUUCAUGGUGUUCUUUAUGAAGGUAUACACGGUGUUCUUUAUGAAAGUGUUUAUGGUGUUCUAUAUGAAGGUGUUCAUGGUGAUCUUAAUGAAGGUAUACACGACGUUCAUUAUGAAGGUAUACACGGCGCUCUUUAUGAAGGAGUUCAUGGCGUUCUGUAUGAAGGUGUUUAUGGUGUUCUUUAUGAAGGUGUACAUGGUGUUCUUUAUGCAGGUGUUCAUGGUGUUCUUUAUGAAGGUGAACACGGUGUUCUGUAUGAAGGUGUACAUUGUGUUCUUUAUGAAGGUGAACACUGUGUUCUGUAUGAAGGUGUACAUGGUGUUCUUUAUGAAGGUGUUCAUGGUGUUCUUUAUGAAGGUGUUCAUGGUGAUCUUUAUGAAGGUGUACACAGUGUUCUUUAUGAAGGUGUACACGGUGUUCUUUAUGAAGGUGUACACGGUGUUCUUUAUAAAGAUGUGUACAGUGAUCUUUAUGAAGGUGUUCAUGGUGUUCUAUAUGAAGGUGUUCAUGUUGAUCUUUAUGAAGGUGUUCAUGGUGUUCUAUAUGAAGGUGUUCAUGGUGAUCUUAAUGAAGGUAUACACGACGUUCUUUAUGAAGGUAUACACGGCGUUCUUUAUGAAGGUGUUUAUGGCGUUCUUUAUGAAGGUGUACACGGUGUUCUUUAUGCAGGUGUUCAUGGUGUUCUGUAUGAAGGUGUACACGGUGUUCUUUAUGAAGGUGUUCAUGGUGUUCUUCAUGAAGGUGUUCAUGGUGUUCUUUAUGAAGGUGAACACUGUGUUCUGUAUGAAGGUGUACAUGGUGUUCUUUAUGAAGGUGUUCAUGGUGUUCUUCAUGAAGGUGUUCAUGGGGAUCUUUAUGAAGGAAAACACGGUGUUCUGUAUGAAGGUGUUCAUGGCGUUCUUUAUGAAGGUGUACACGGUGUUCUGUAUGAAGGUGUACAUGGUGUUCUUUAUGAAGGUGUUCAUGGUGUUCUUCAUGAAGGUGUACAUGGUGUUCUUUAUGAAGGUGAACAUGGUGUUCUUUAUGAAGGUGUAA